GUUGGGCAGUCUGAAGGUUCCGGACGGCGACACGCACGAGAAACACGUGUCGUGGGCGGUCCUCGGUGGACCUGCUGCACGUGGCUUUGGCGAGGACUUGGUGAGUGUGUUGCAGCAUCUGCAGGAGACAACGACAGGAUGGCUGCGGAGAUGGAGCCCUCGGAUGUCAUUCGCCUGAUCAUGCAAUACCUGAAGGAGAACAACCUCUACAGAACCUUGAGCACCUUACAGGAGGAAACCACAGUGUCACUCAACACAGUGGAGAGCAUCGACAGCUUCAUCGCAGACGUCCAAAAGGGCCACUGGGAUUCGGUGUUGCUGGCAAUCGAAUCGCUUAAAUUGCCUGACAACACGUUAAUUGAUCUUUAUGAGCAGGUCGUCAUGGAGCUUAUUGAAAUGAGGGAAGCGGGAGCAGCGCGUUCCCUCCUCAGACAAACCGACCCCAUGAUCAUGCUGAAGCAGACCCAGCCUGAGAGGUAUCUCCACCUGGAGCACCUUCUCACGCUCUCCUACUUUGACCCACGUGAGGCGUACCCUAAAGGCAGCAGCAAGGAGAAGCGACGCAGAGCCAUUGCCGAUGCGUUAGUGAGGGAGGUGAGCGUGGUGCCGCCGUCACGCCUCAUGGGCCUUUUGGAGGAAGUCAGCUCUUUGAGACUGGAGGAGUCAUCAGGUAGUCUCUCCCCUGAAAUGACGUUUGACACGUUAACUAAGGAUAGGUACACGGAGAAAGAGGCUUGUCCGACCCAGCUUUACCGCCACAUCAAGUUUGGCCGACGGUCCCACGUGGAAUGUGCUCGUUUUUCCCCCGAUGGUAAAUACUUGAUCUCAGGCUCGGUGGAUGGUUUCAUUGAAGUGUGGAACUUCUACACUGGCAACAUCAGCAAGGAUUUGAAGUACCAGGCCCAAGAUAGCUUCAUGAUGAUGGAUGAUGCUGUGUUGUGCAUGUGCUUCAGUCAAGAUUCUGAUCUACUGGCCACUGGAGCACAAAAUGGAAAAAUAAAGGUGUGGAAGAUCCAUAGUGGCUUGUGCCUGCGUAGGUUUGAGGAUGCCCAUAACAAAGGAGUGACAUGCCUGAGUUUCUCUAAGGACAGCAACCACAUCCUCAGUGCGUCUUUUGACCACACGAUCAGGAUCCACGAGCUGCGUUCAGGUCACACACUGAAGGAGUUAAACGGUCAUCUAUCAUUUGUGAACGAUGCGUCUUUCACUCAAGAUGGCUUUCACAUCAUCAGCGCAUCUUCUGAUGGCACAGUUAAGAUUUGGAACCGCGAGACUUGUGAGUGUAUCCACACUUUCAAAUCUGUGGCACGAACUUUCUGUGAGGUCCCUGUGAACAAUGUGACGCCUCUUCCCCAAAAUCCUGAGCAUUUUGUGGUGUGUAACCAUUCCAACACGGUGGUGGUCAUGAAUACGCACGGUCAGACUGUCAAGACAUUCAGUGCAGACAGGAAGUCAGGAGCAAAGUUUGUGUGCAGCACCGUGUCACCCCGAGGGGAGUGGAUUUACUGCGUGGGUGAGGACUUGGUGCUCUACUGCUUCAAUUAUGUGACGGGAAGGCUGGAGAAAACUCUGACAGUCCACGAGAAAGACGUCAUCGGUAUCACUCACCACCCACAGGAGAAUUUGAUUGCAACCUACAGCGAGGACGGCCUUCUGAGGCUUUGGAAGCCUUAAGACCAUUACAGAGAACCUAGAGAGACAUUUAAAUGUACACUACAAAAUCCAGAUAAUACAACGUUUGGGUUCUCUUAAAGGUGCAGCCUUAUUGUAUCCUUUAUUAUUAUUAUUCACUGUAGCAAAUGAGGCUUUGCAAUUCCAGAAUUCCUUGCAUUGGGAUCUCAACACACACAUCAUCGGGACAUCGGGAGUGUUAGGAUCCACACAGUCGUGAUGACCAGUUGAGGGACGGACUGUGAGUGGAGAACUCUGAUUGGCCGCUUAGGAAGUGCUAUGAUCUUCAGGCAAUGACACAAGUCAUAGCUUUUUUUUUUUACAUCCACCUACUUGUCCUUAAUUAAAAAAACAAACAAA
This is a messenger RNA of Doryrhamphus excisus (bluestripe pipefish), 2031 nucleotides long. Its product is annotated as WD40 repeat-containing protein SMU1-like. The record is from RefSeq and is a predicted model, not a curated record. Gene Ontology annotation, molecular function: protein binding. Gene Ontology annotation, biological process: mRNA splicing, via spliceosome. NCBI's taxonomy places the organism in Eukaryota, Metazoa, Chordata, Actinopteri, Syngnathiformes, Syngnathidae.